UCUCCUGCCCAUGUGGCUCUGGGCUUUAGAUAAAUCCCAGUCGCUGUUUCUUCUCCCUCCUCCCUCUCUUGAAACACAGAUUCCGGCGGGGUAGGCGGCGGUGAGGGGAUGGGGGAAAGCUUGUUCUCGUCGGAGCCGAUAUCGUUGAGGAUGGAUAGGAGGUCUCCAGAAGCGGUGAGGUUGCGGGAGGCGAUCUGUAAGAAGCUAUGGGAGUUCCUCGGAGAUUAUUCCGACGACGUCCUAGCGGAUUACAUUGUAGUUCUUGUUUGUAAUGGCAAGCAUCAGAAUCAAGCACGUGAUGACCUACAGGCAUUUUUAGGGGAGCAGAGCGGGACAUUUGUAGCUUGGCUUUGGGAUUAUCUUUCCCAAGAAUUCAUUUCAAAGGCGACUCCGAACCUCUCUAAUCUAGAAGUCAAAGCAACAAAUAAUCAUAGUAACAGUUUGGACAGGGACUAUAAAAAGAGCAUACUUGCAGACCAUGAUGCUCAAUCAGUUUCGUUAUCGAAGGAUAAGAAUGGAUCAUCGGAACAGCCAUCAUGUCACACAACUUCAAACAACUUUAAACCUUCCCAAAUGAUGGAGAGACUCCGGCCUUGUUCCCCUAAUUUAGAUAAACGUUCACUUGCAGUAAAUACGGAGAGGUUGAAUGUACAAGAGAUUGCUCUUCAAAAGAGGUCCGGUUCAAAUAAUGGUAAUUUCACUGCAGAUGCAAAAAAUAUUUCAUCUUCAAUUACGUGCUCUCAUGAAGUUUUAUCUGUUGGGAAGCAGUCUUUGCGUAAUGAACUUCCAAACCGGAAGAUACUAAAAAGUGAUUCCAGUACUGUACCUUCUCAAUGCCUCCCAGAACCUAAGACAGAACAAACUGCAAUAUGUUUGCGAUCUGUUAUUGCAGAAGAGCAUCAAUUAAGGCCUUCAUCCAGUAGAGAUUUUUCUGAAGCAAGGCUGCCUUCAACUGCCAUGAAUGAUUUGUCGUAUCAAACAGCUCGUUUACGAGGCAAUGUUUGGGAUAGAUUAGGAAAGCCUUGUGUAGAAGAUAAGAUACCAAUUAAAGAAGAGCAACGUGGUCAUCUUGAUUUAAUUGAUACUGGAAAGCUAGAACUUCUAGAAGAAUAUCAAAAUCCCAGGUUGACAGGGUUUUCAACUGUAGCUAGCGCAAUUAGCAACUUUAAUAAACAAUCUUAUACCAUUGAUAGAGGUGAUGCAGAAACUGUUAAACUUUCUGGUGAUUGUAGAACUUCAGAUAAAAUGGUAGAAGCAAGCACAUUAAAAAGGAAGGGACAUAUGUGUGAGCUUAACAGCAACAAUGGCUCAUCCAGCAAGGAGAAUUUUAUUCAAGACAAAGGUUAUUCUCAGCAUCAACGACAGUCAUUUCUUGUCAAGCAGAACCGUGAACAAAGCGUGAACAAGUUUGCUAGAGUAGCUGAUAAAUUGGUUGCAUCUGAUGCUAAGAUUGAUUUAAUAAAUCCUGGGCCAGACUGCAAAGCCACUGUAGUUUUUAAAUCUCAAGUGACAAAUAAUUCAGUGCCUUUACCUUUGGAAAAUCUGGUUCCUGUCAGCACAACGCUGCCAGUUAAUUCUAAAUCUCAGAGUAUAGUAGAUGGUGGGAAUGCCAACAAGAAGCCUGUGCAAGAAGAUGUUCUUGCUGUUAAAUCAAGACUUCGUCAGAUUGAAAUGGAUAUGCUCAAGCUUCGUUCAAAUCAGGUCGUACUGAGCACCGAUGGUGGAAAACAAAAAUCUUCAGUUUUGCAAAAUCUAUCCAAGGAAGUUAUGGAGUCAAGGACAGUUCUUGUGGCAAAUGUACAUUUUGCUGCAACAAAAGAAUCUUUGGUUUCACACUUUGGAAAGUGCGGCACUAUUGUUAAAGUUAUAAUGUUAACUGAUGCUGUAACCGCUUUGCCUAAAGGUGCAGCAUACAUUGUUUUUGCAAAUAAGGAGUCAGUUGACAGGGCAAUUUCCCUGAGUGGCACCUCCCUUUUCUCUCGGAUUCUUAAGGUUAUUCGGAAAGCUGAAGUUCCUCCAGAUUUCUUGGUUCCGUCGCAGCCUGCUCUGAAGCAACUACAGCCAUUUUAUCCUCAGCCCUACGGGAAGAUUCCUGUGCAGAAACCACCCACAAGUUCUCAUCUUCAGUGGCGGCGUAUCCCGAGCUCCGCCGGAGAGAGCUCUUUAACCGCGUCAUCAAAUGGACGAGGACCAUCAAAUUCUGUGGGGUAGGAUUCCUAAAUUAAAUUUUAUGCAGAAAUCUUUGAUAGAAGCGUAUCAAUAAUAGUUUAGGAAAUAUAAACUGAAGAGGUUAUAUUAGUAUUGUCUUUCAGAGCAGCUAUUAUUUGACAAAAGGUUUCUGGGACAAAUGCUAGAAAUAUAUUACAUUUUGGAUGAAUAGUUUAUUAUUGUUCAAAUCUCGCGCGGCUUCUUUUCCAUGUAAUGAUUUAAAGCCUUGUGCUUUUUAUCGAGCCCGUGCCAUUCCACAACCGGAUGGAGCUUCUGAUCAGGAAAUGCGUAUUUAGAUGAAUUUGAAUUUUACUUUUAUCAUUAAAUGAUAAAGUUGUGUAAUUUGCAUGAAUGUUUUAUUUCAGCAUGAAAUAAUGAUUUGGUAGUAUGAACAUGUGUAGUAUGUUUAAUUACUUGGAUUAUUGUUUUUGAAUAAGAUUAUGCAACUUUGGAAGGCUUAUUGGG
Phalaenopsis equestris is the source of this 2673-nucleotide messenger RNA. RefSeq names its product zinc finger CCCH domain-containing protein 14-like. Gene Ontology annotation, biological process: regulation of mRNA stability; mRNA processing. The record is from RefSeq and is a predicted model, not a curated record. Gene Ontology annotation, molecular function: poly(A) binding. Lineage: Eukaryota; Viridiplantae; Streptophyta; Magnoliopsida; Asparagales; Orchidaceae. Gene Ontology annotation, cellular component: cytoplasm; nucleus. The transcript is spliced from 11 exons. The coding region runs from base 109 to 2211 and encodes 700 amino acids.